Pelagomonas calceolata is the source of this 1300-nucleotide messenger RNA. NCBI's taxonomy places the organism in Eukaryota, Pelagophyceae, Pelagomonadales, Pelagomonadaceae. The record is from the annotation of a GenBank genome assembly.
CCGUGUGGAAAAACAGGUUUUAGGCCACAGCCACUCGGCUACAGCUCGAGCUUCACGCCCUGUGCGGGAGCUCUGAGGCGAUUUAACAGUACUGUAUCAUCGUCGGAAUACUACGGGCACGAAUUUCGGCGCUCGUCGCGCGGCAGGACAAAAAACAGCCACAUCCUGGAGGAAGCCUGUUUUCCCAUCGCGGCGCACGCGUCGCGCGACCGACGAGAAAGGAGUGGAGGGACACGACAACCGGCCGCUGAUUCAUGACGAGCGAAACCGCCGCGCAGGUCUCGGGACUCGGGACGCGAUGGCCGACACCGCCAUGGGCCCGGCGCCGCUGGAGCGCCAGGAGAGCGUGCCGAUGGAGAUCAUGAACAAGUGCGCCUACGGCGAGCCCUCGACGAAGACGAUCAUGGUCAUGGGCGCCGUCGCCGCGGUACUGGCCUCGAUCACCGUCUACUGCAUCGUCUCCUGGGCGCGGCGCUCCGCGCGGGCCAAGUUCAAGGCCAUGAUCAAGAGCGUCUUCGAGGAGGUCGACCACGACCACGGCGGCACCGUCGACAGCGACGAGCUCUACACGGCCGUCUUGCUCGUCUACCUCCAGGUGAGGGAGAGUACUUAAGCGGUCACGAACGCUAGACUAACUCGUGCGCCGGCGCAGGUGAAUAAGGCCAUCCGCGUCAUCGGCGCGGUCAAGCCCCCGAAGCGCCAUUCGGUGGAUGAGGUCCUCGCGCAGUACGCGAAAGACAACAAGUCGGGCAAGGAGCUCAACCAGGACCAGUUCGAGGACGUCAUGAAGAUCCUGUCCAAGGACGUCGCCGGCCGCGUGACGGUGACGUGCGGCAUCAUGGUCGGCUGCCCGAUGCUCGGCGGCAUUCUGGUGAAUAUGGCGCUCGCCAAGUUCGGCCGCCCGUCGGCGGCGCGCCCCUGCGGCAGCCUCCUGUUUACCUUACUCGAGCCCCAGUUCCCGACGAUCGUCUCCCUCGUCCUCAUGCUCGUGCUCCUUCCGUUAUUGCUGGACGCGCUCGACAGCUACCUCGAGAACCGCCAGUCGAAGCUCGGGGCCAUGAAGGAGCUCGUGCGCGCCGACUCGACGCCGAAGGCGACAGCGGCCGAGUCUUCCGUGCGCAAGGAGGCCGACAAGCUCGCCCAAGCCGUCGAGACGGCCGCCGAGGAAGUCAAGCCCGUCGCGGAGGCCGCGCCCAAGAAGAAGGGGCUUCUCGCCGUUCAAGGGCUUCGGCAAGAAGAAGGAGGCCCUGAGCGGCGCGCCGGAGGCCUCGCGGCGGCCGCCGCGCCGCCGCCCGCUCCC